This is a messenger RNA of Symbiodinium natans, 752 nucleotides long. The record is from the annotation of a GenBank genome assembly. Lineage: Eukaryota; Dinophyceae; Suessiales; Symbiodiniaceae.
AUGACAGUCAUGACCGCUUUUGCAGAGCAGGCCACUGCCCAUGGCGUUGGAGGCUAUGACGGUCGCUCUGAGAGAGUCGAUCCUCUUUCUGCAAAGCAGGUCUGGCGGUCCUUUGAGCUGAAAGCUCUGAAUGCGCGUUUUGCUGGCGCCACCUCUGUGAAGGCGAGCAGUGACAGCGACUGUGUGGAGAUUGAGGUGGAUCUCUCCCACGUGCUGGAGAAGCCCCAAGGGUCGCUGGUCAUCGAAGUGCUCGUCCCCUCUGACUACCCGCAAGCCAGGCCGCAGCUGAGGGCGCGUGCCCUAAUUGGUGGCUUGGAGCCGCAGGUCGUGAAGGAGCUGGCCUGCUGCAUGGCAUCCGCGAUGGAGUCCGCGCUCGCGGUGAACGGUCCGGCGGUCUUCUUCUCCAUCGACCAGGCGGCGGCCUUCCUGAGAAAGAGCAAAGGCGCGACGCCCGUCGCGGAUGCUUUGUCGAGACAGCCAAAGGAGGCUGACAAGCGCCCUCGACGGCGCCGGCGACAACGAAAGAGGGCCUCGGUACUGCCCAUGUGCGAGAAGCGUCCGGCAGAGCCUCUGCCGAGCACUUCUUGUCCGCGCACCAAGGCGCUGGGAGGGGGCAGCCUGAGCAACGGCGUAAGCACCCCCUCCAACAUCUCGGACGCGUCGGAGUCCUCCACAUCCUCAUCCGACGAUGGAUCAUCCUCAUGUUCAUCGGGUGGAGUUUCGGAUGACGAGAUGAAGAACAUUGCGGCUGA